This is a messenger RNA of Arabis nemorensis, 1257 nucleotides long. NCBI's taxonomy places the organism in Eukaryota, Viridiplantae, Streptophyta, Magnoliopsida, Brassicales, Brassicaceae. The record is from the annotation of a GenBank genome assembly.
AUGGCAGAUAGAUACGAGAACCAAGCUCCUGAGAAACUUCAGGGGAAGUAUCAAGCGAUGGUUGUUUGCUGCAUUCUUGGAAUCGGAUCUCUUGUUUCUUGGAAUAGUAUGCUCACUAUCGCAGAUUACUACUACCAAAUUUUCCCGGAUUAUCAUCCUUCAAGAGUACUAACUCUUGUAUACCAACCAUUUGCGUUUGUAACAAUCUUGAUUCUCGCAUACCACGAAUCGAAAAUCAAUACCCGAAAACGUAACCUUUUCGGUUACAUUCUAUACACAGUAUCAACAUUCUUGCUCAUAGUCUUGGAUUUGGCAACAAAAGGACAUGGUGGAAUCGGACCUUAUCUCGGUUUAUGCGCAGUCGUUGCUUCGUUUGGUCUCGCGGAUGCUACCGUUCAAGGAGGAAUGAUUGGUGAUUUAUCUUUGAUGUGUCCUGAAUUCAUCCAGUCAUUUAUGGGUGGUUUGGCUGUCUCUGGUGCUCUAACCUCUGCACUUAGGCUAAUAACUAAAGCAGCAGUUGAUAAGUCAAACGACGGUCAACGAAAAGGAGCAAUGAUAUUCUUAGCAAUCUCCACAUUCAUAGAGUUCCUCUGCGUGAUACUAUACGCUUAUGUAUUCCCAAAACUCCCCAUUGUUAAGUAUUACCGAAGAAAAGCCGCUUCCGAAGGAUCCAAAACCGUUUCUGCUGAUCUUGCUGCUGCUGGUAUCCAAAAUCAAUCAGAUUCGACUGAUGAUGAUUCCAAGAUGCUAAGGCUAAACAACAGAGAGCUAUUGCUUCAAAACAUAGACUAUGCAGUGAAUCUAUUCCUCAUCUACGUUUUGACAUUAUCCAUCUUUCCCGGGUUCUUAUAUGAGAACACGGGACAACACGGGCUAGGCGAUUGGUACGCGCUUGUCCUAGUAGCGAUGUAUAAUUGUUGGGAUUUGGUGGGAAGGUACACGCCGCUGGUGAAAUGGCUAAAGAUUGAGAAUAGAAAAGGACUUACGAUUGCGGUUUUGUCCCGUUUUCUCCUCAUUCCGGCGUUCUACUUCACCGCGAAAUAUGGUGAUCAAGGAUGGAUGAUUAUGCUUGUUUCUGUUUUGGGAUUGACUAAUGGACAUCUCACUGUUUGCAUUCUUACCACAGCUCCAAAAGGCUACAAGGGUCCGGAGCAAAAUGCGUUAGGGAAUUUGCUGGUGAUAUUUUUGUUAGGAGGAAUAUUUGCAGGAGUUGCUUUGGAUUGGUUGUGGCUUAUUGGUAAGAAGAAUGCCUUUUGA